UAUAUUAUAGAUUAUAUAAUCUAACAAACAUAUGAAUUAUUAAGGAGUCAUGUCAUAAGUUAUAGGUAUUGAUUCGCUCAUAAGUAACUAGUCGAAUUGGCUCGCUAAUUAUAUUAUCGAGCCGGCUCAUUAGUUGAACUCAACGAGCCCUGAAUCGAGCUACCUCACCAGCUUCAUGACCCGAACAAGGAUGGGCUCGUGCUUAAUUCUUUUAUUAACGAGACGAGUUAUGAAUGUGCUUUUUUCGAGUCGAGCGUCGCUCAUGAACAGGUUGACUAGUAAUUGCACUCAACAUCAAAAUGUAAACGGAGAAACCGAUUACGGGGUCGUUUGGUAAGCACGUAAUGUAGAAUUCAUGUAUUUGAAGAACUCAUGUAUAUUGAAGGUUGAGUUGUGAGAACUUGUGUAAUAUAAAAAUGCAUUGUUUGGCUUGCAUGAGUUCAUAGUAGAACUCACAUAAUUUGGCAUGAAAUUUCAAAUACUUUGGGUUUCAUGGUCACAUGAAUUCUAGAAUUACACGGUGCACCAAUAUCAUGAUAUCUGCUAAAAAAUGAAACAAGAAAAACAGUGAAAUCUCACAUAUCAUGUAAUCUUGAAAUAUGUGGGCCAAUUUAACCGGACCGGACCAUAUAGUCACCCCUAGAGGAUGACACCAUUAAUUGUAUUUUUUACAAGUUUUAUAUUAAUACUGUGUGAUGUACGAAAUCAACUCGUACUACUCAAUAUGGUUGGUAAACAAAGGUCGACUUUUUUAGCAUUGUACAGAAUAGAAAACUGUGGCCUCCACAGGUGUGCCAACUUACUUAUAAAGAGCUUUUUGAAUGGAAUUCGUGCCCGAGGCACCCACCUCCCCUGCCUUCCCUGCCCACUCAGCUCAGGGGAUCCCAGUCUCAUACGAAUCCACCGCCAAGUAAUCAUUCUUUGGUGAUUCACUGUGAUGAGUCGUUCAUUAGCGACUCCUAGCCGACGACAUAUGGUGUUAUGGUUGUUAACCACCAUGAACAAGUGUGUGAUGGGCUAGCUGAGGAUCUUUUUGUUCUAUCCCGAUUGAAGCAGAAACUAAAGCCCUUCUUGAAGGAGUGAAAUUAGCUCAAGAAUAUGGAUCCGAGUGUACGGUCCAGUCCGACUGUCAGGUGCUAGCGAAAGCCUUGGAGUACGAUCGCUCUCGUUGGCCAUGGAAAUGUGCAGCAUGGAUCGGUUCGAUUAUCGCAAUCCUUAGGACAAGCCCUCUCAUCAAAAUCAAAGAAGUGCCCCGAGCACUAAAUGUCAUAGUUGAUUGGGUGGCACGAUCAAAAGCUAGAGCAACGCUUCCUGAUGAUUGGAUUAAUAUUCUUAACCUCAUUUCUGAUCUUCUUUAAAAGUUGUAACCAAGUUACUCGUCUUUCAGUUGAUUUAGUGGAUUUUGUAAUCACAACUUGCAGUAGAUAGAGAAGUAUAUAGUGCUAGUCUGCCAGAACAUGCUACAGUACAAUAAAUCAAUAAUACAAUCAUUCAUAUUCAGAACCAAUCUUCAACCAAGUCUUUCGAUUCUAGCCCAAAAGUCAAAUAUACAAGAAAACCCACACAUUUCCAAUCGGAUAAAACAGUACAUAACUUUUAUGUCAAUGAUUGGCAUUGAAGCACUCUAUUAAUAAGAGUUGUUUUUGGUUUCAUUUACAAAAAGACUCAUCCUCUUUCUUGAUUAUGUAUGAUCCUUUGAGACUGAGAUCGAGUUAGUGGGUCAGCUCAAAUCAGUCAACACAUUUAUUUUUUUGAAAAUUACAUUUGAUAUUUUUUAUUUUACAAUUUCGUAAAUUUUAUGAACAGGUAAAAAAACAUUUGAUGUUAAAAUUAGUUUUAGUACAUUUAUAUAUUUUUUUAUCUUGCUUUAUAGUGUCUAAACUUUACAGACAUAUAUGAUGUGUUGGUAUGGAAAAUUUUCAUAUCACUAAUUAAAAUAGCUUGCAGUGGCAAAAAGUGACUCGACACUAAGUCGAUCCGAUCGUAAACAGAUCCUGUAGAAAAAUUUACCCAACCCAACUCAACCCAACCCAACCCUUAGGAUCCGGUCAAACCGGGCAGAGUAAUUAUCCAGUGUCAUGCUUACAUCCUCCCACCAAACCUUUCUAUUCUUGCCAAAAAUCAAGCACACCCAUUAAUUUCCUGUCGGAAUAAACAGUUUUUUUUUUAAUAUACUUUUAAGUCAACAUUUUAUUUUGUCUAAUUUCUCCCCCUCUUUCCUAGUUGUGGUUUUGGUCAAUGAUUGGCAUUGGUUGUGUUGACAAAUGGGUAGUCUCCUAAGUGCCGCCAUUUGUGUCUUCUCAAUUGUUUAAUUCGGGUGCGAUCACGGGUUAGGCCUAUAAUAAAAAUAUAUUAAUGAGUGUGAGAUGCAUUUGUAUCUUCUCACACCAUCAUAAUUCUACAAUUACCAAUCAAUUGAAGAAAAAAAGCAGAGCUUAUGACUACCUGUUCAUCGGCCAAACCAAAUAGAUUCACAGUAAGACAAACUUUAAAAUGGCACUUGGUCAGUCAAUUCAUGGGGUAAUUUAAUCUAAAUGCUAUUUGCUCGUAAGGGUAUUAGGUCGACAAAAAUGAACAUAUAUACACUCUUGUUCUUGGAUUUGGUUGGUUUCAGAUUGAGUUCAAUUUGGAUAAACUUAUUUAGCCCGGAUCCAAAUGGGUUUAUUAUGUGUUGGAAACUGAUCAGGAACAGUUAGGGUUAUCGAAUCUGGUUGAGUCGCGGACUAGGUCGCUCUCUUUAAGACGUUCGCGGCACUGUCUCGUUAUUCCCACAAUAGACUAUCAGCCGGUCGGUCGCCUCCAGGAUAAAACAAUCAUUCUUAUUUUAUUGCUCAUCGGUUUUGUGCGAAAACCGGAGCUCUAUGAAAUCACUCUCUCUCAUUUUUCUGCUCUUCUGAGGUGUAUUUAGAGGGUCCAGGGGUCUGCUAUUUAUAGGAGCAGAAAAACUAUAAUAUUUUCUCUUUCUUUGGGAAUAAGUCACAUUUUAAUUAGGAAGAUAAUUAUUCCCAUAAUUAAAAUAUAUUAUAUUAAGAUAAUUAAUACUAAUCAUCUCCAUAAUAUUCUUGUUAUUAAUUAUCCUUCAUAUUUUCGUAUAUAGAAAGAAUACUUGAUAAUUAAUUAAAUAUAGCUUUCAAAGCUAUUCAUUCCCAACAUUAUGAACUAGAUGAUUGUACAUGUAAAAAGACAAUAUCGACUAUAUCACUAACUGUCAUCAACCCAAUCCACACAAUCAAUGAUGGUAUUUCACCCUUUGUCCAAUACUGCUUGUUCCAGGGUAAAGAAAAAUUAAAAAAUCGGAUCAUAAUCGAGUAUCCAUUUUGUUUUGGGUACCCAUCACAAUGGAUCUAAUUUAGACCCAAACUAAAAGAUUGAAUGUGAGUAUACUCAAAAGUGAUGUUUACCCAAAAUAUGACUUGACGUAUAGUAAACUGAAUUUGGCGAAUAUCAAAUUGUAGGUCUUUUUUAGCCGUUCUCUACACGAUUGUAUUUCCUUCUACUUGUUACCCCCACUCAUCGAUCUCUCCGAUAUAAACACGAGCUUAUAUCUGUACUAGUCGGUAAUCUCCUUUGUUCCUCACUAACGCCUUCUUAAUUAUUCAAGUUGCGUGGGUGGGAUGAGGCGCAUGAAAAUACAAAUGAAAGUGAGUGUGACAUAUUCGUCACAUCAUCAUAAUUGUACAAUUGCAACCAACUUAUCAAAAAGGCAUAAACACGAACUUAUGUCUACGUUGUUGUAGGGCCAAACUACAAAUAAAUUGGAAAGCUGGACGUUCCAUCUACUCAUUUCCCCACACUACUCGUCUCAAAUUUAUAUAUAUUCACCAAAUCUCAUCAUCGUCAACUACAACCAACUCCAAGCUCCUCUAUCUCAAUAAUCAACCAAGGUUUUGCCGGUGCUUCACCCAAUACAAUCCUCGCCGGCCGGUCAUCAUGGCCACCGUCAACGAUCAUCACCUUACAGCUUCACCAAGCUCCAAAUCCACCACGAAGAAAACCUUUCUCGGUCUCGACAUUGGCGCUCACGAGUUUUACUCAGCUGAGAUGUGGAAGGCUUUAGCGACGGAGCUCGUGGGCUCCACGCUCAUCCUCCUGUCCCUCGCCACCGCCGCCGUCGGCUGCUCGGAGUCGCAGCACUCCGAUCCGAAGCUCACCAUCCCUCUCUUCGUCUUCGCCAUAGCCUUCCUCUUCCUCUACGUCACAAUCCCGAUCUCCGGCGGCUUCCUCAACCCGACUUUCGCCACCAUCGCCGCGCUCAAAGGCGUCGUGACCCUCACGCGCGGCCUCUGCUGCGUGGUCGCCGAGUGUCUGGGUGCUCUGUUGACUUCCGUCCUCCUUCGUUUGACCAUGGCCCACCCGCUGGCCCACAAGUACUCGCUGGCCGGGUGCGUGAUGAACGACGCCGUUUCGAACUCGGGCGUUGGGCAGGGAACGGCGUUUGUGGUUGAGUUCACGACGACGUUUCUUGUUCUCUUCACGGCCGUGACGGUGGCGUUCGACCGGGUUCGGGCCAAGGAAAUCGGGUUGGCGGGUGUGACGGCUGUCAUCGCGACGGCGUAUGCUCUGGCGUCUUUCGUGGGUAUUACAGUGACCGGUCGGGCUGGGUACGGCGGAGCGGGCCUGAAUCCGGCCCGGUGUAUGGCUGCUGCUGUUGUGUACGGAGGCCCGUUGUGGGAUGGGCUCUGGGUUUUCUGGGCUGGGCCGAUUCUGGCUUGUUUUGUUUACUGUGCUUUCAGUCUGACCUUCGCCCAAGAAAGAAUGGUUGUCACGAAGGAAGUUGAAGAGCCAUGUGUGUAACGAUUUCGAUUUGGUAUUUGGUUCAAUGAAUAGGUGUAAUGAUUUAGUAUGUACUGGAUUAUAUAGGAUCAAAUCGAAUUAAAUAUAAUUAGCUUUCAACCCGGCUAUUGGUUGGGAUACUUUAUUGAUUAUAUCAAAUAAUAAUCACAGUUAUAUUCA
Molecule: messenger RNA, 4953 nt
Organism: Linum trigynum
Lineage: Eukaryota; Viridiplantae; Streptophyta; Magnoliopsida; Malpighiales; Linaceae
Source: the annotation of a GenBank genome assembly